This is a messenger RNA of Fraxinus pennsylvanica, 879 nucleotides long. NCBI's taxonomy places the organism in Eukaryota, Viridiplantae, Streptophyta, Magnoliopsida, Lamiales, Oleaceae. The record is from the annotation of a GenBank genome assembly.
AUGGCUUCCUCCGUCGCCGGAUCGGUCGCUGUUGCCUUCAAUUCCGCCGAAUUUUUGGACAAGUCCUACCGGAAAAUGGCUCAUCUCCGGCAGCUAUCCUAUUCGUUUCAGCUCCCACGUUCCCUUAACUUGCAAUGCAAACCACUUACCUCUUUCUCUUCCUCAGGAGCUUCCCGAGGAAUUGGUAAAGCAAUUGCUUUGGCUAUGGGGAAGGCUGGUUGUAAGGUUCUGGUGAAUUAUGCAAGGUCAUCAAAGGAGGCAGAAGAUGUCUGCAAAGAGAUUGAGGUAUUUGGUGGACAGGCUAUUACCUUUGGUGGAGAUGUUUCAAAAGAGGCAGAUGUGGACUCAAUGAUUAAAACUGCAGUUGAUGCAUGGGGAACUGUUGAUGUUUUGAUUAACAAUGCUGGUAUUACAAGGGAUGGUUUAUUGAUGAGAAUGAAGACAUCUCAGUGGCAGGAGGUUAUUGAUCUAAAUCUUACUGGGGUGUUCUUGUGCACACAGGCAACUGCCAAACUUAUGAUGAAGAAGAGAAAGGGAAGGAUUAUCAAUAUAGCAUCAGUUGUAGGUCUUGUUGGCAAUGUCGGACAAGCCAAUUACAGUGCGGCAAAAGCUGGUGUUAUCGGCUUUACAAAGUCAGUUGCCAAGGAAUAUUCAAGUAGGAAUAUAAAUGUAAAUGCUGUUGCUCCGGGGUUCAUUGCGUCUGAUAUGACUGCUAAGCUUGGGGCAGACAUUGAGAAAAAGAUUUUGGAGACUAUUCCAUUAGGAAGGUAUGGCCAACCCGAAGAAGUUGCUGGACUCGUGGAAUUCUUGGCUCUUAAUCCUUCCGCCAGUUACAUCACUGGACAGGUAUUUACCAUUGAUGGUGGUAUGGUGAUGUAA